Molecule: messenger RNA, 5430 nt
Organism: Hemibagrus wyckioides
Lineage: Eukaryota; Metazoa; Chordata; Actinopteri; Siluriformes; Bagridae
Product: adhesion G protein-coupled receptor A3-like
Exons: 19
Coding region: 959-5074 (1371 amino acids)
Biological process (GO): G protein-coupled receptor signaling pathway; cell surface receptor signaling pathway
Cellular component (GO): plasma membrane; external side of plasma membrane
Molecular function (GO): protein binding; G protein-coupled receptor activity
Source: RefSeq, a predicted model, not a curated record
AAGUGGAGCACUCGGAUUCACACGGACUUUAACGAGUUCAACAACUGCGAGCUGCUGUGUUUCUCAUCGCCGCUUUACGGGUUUAUUUUGUUUUAAGUCGAUCAGCUUACUUCGAGCGUCGUUUUUUAAUGUACAAAACAAAAACACAACUCGAAACUUAUCGUAGGAAACUAAAGUAAACCUGUGUGGCGACAUAGGACACUAUGUUUGCGGUGCGGAUCUGUUCGGCGUGCGGUCAACUUUAGUUUCUUGGGAAGUUCCAAGUCUGGCGCUUGUGUUUGAUUUUUUAACCCUAACUGGUUUUCAUUGCUGGGAGUCUGUGCACAUCAGAAGACCGUCAAAAGUUGCUCUUGACUGAAGCGUGAUUAGAUUUCCUGAAGUUUCUGUGUUCUGUGUUGGCUGCAGCUGUCUCUUCACCGCGCAGGAGCCUAGCUAAACACACACACACACACACACGCGCGCGCGCAACACGACAUGGAUUACAGCCAGCAAGGGCAGCUCGCUUACAGAAAUGUAUGCUGGAGUUAAAGUUUUUUCCCCCUGCAAAAAAAGACUUUUUUGAGCAGCAUAAUCGUAAGCCUGGACCGACUCGAUGGCACCGAGUCGUAAAACAAGCCGAUUGGAAAACAAAGGAAGGAUCUCGGAGCGCUUCUCUGAACUGAUUCAUGUGGAGCACACAAAGCCAUGGCGCAUCCAAAUGUAAAUGUGGAUACCAAGCUUUCAGCAUGACCCACAACGUCGAGCGUAUUUUCCCAUGUAUAUUUUUAAUUGUGUUGCCCUGGAUGUGCGUUUCUUGAAGAGGCAAGGAGCUCUUUCAUGUGCGCGCGCGCGCGUGUGUGUAUAUAUUAUAUACAUAUAAACAAACAAACUCAUUGUUGAACAAACAACCCAGCAUUUCGAUGCUACAUUAACUUCACUCAAUUGCCCAUCUCGUGCAUUUCGACAGAAAAAGCAGGAAAUGUCUCCCAGCGGCUGGUGUGGGAUUUUCUUGGCUUUUGUGCUGCUCAGGACCGUAUACUGUGCAGUCUCUCCUGAAUGUAAAACCUAUGAAGAACGGUCGAAAACCAGCGGUCGGUCAGGGUCAGCGGACAAGAAGGUGGUGUGUAGCAAUAUGGAGCUCCAGCAGGUGCUACCUGUCACCUCUUUCCCCAACAGAACAGUCACACUGAUCUUAAGCACCAAUAAAAUCCAAGAACUCCUAAACGGCUCCUUCCUUGGUCUGUCCGUGCUUGAAAGACUGGACAUAAAGAAUAACAUCAUCAACCGCAUCGAGCCAGGAGCUUUCCUCGGACUUACUGCUCUUAAAAGGCUAGAUUUGUCCAAUAAUCGCAUUGGCUGCCUCAAUCUGGAUAUAUUCAAAGGCCUCACAAAUCUCGCUAAACUCAACCUUUCAGGGAACAUGUUUUCAUCUCUUUCUCAAGGGACCUUCGACAGCCUCGUCUCUCUGAAAACACUGGAGUUUCAGAGCCCUUAUCUCCUAUGUGACUGUAACCUGCAAUGGCUGGUGCGCUGGAUUAAAGAGAAGGGUAUAGCAGUGAAGGACACACGGUGCUCCUAUCCUCGCAAUCUACAGGGCCAGCUCAUAACCUCCCUCAAGCCUGAAAUGCUCACCUGUGAUGCACCUUUGGAGCUCCCCUCUUUCCAAAUGACACCUUCCCAGCAUCAAAUAGUUUUCCAAGGGGACAGCCUGCCUUUCCAGUGCAUGGCCUCCUUCGUGGAUGAGGACAUGCAGGUACUCUGGUAUCAGGAUGGCAAGAUGGUGGAGUCCGAUGCCACGCAGGGAAUAUACAUAGAAAAGCACAUGGUGCAGAACUGCUCCCUUAUAGCCAGUGCUCUGACUAUCUCAAACAUCCAGCCAGGCUUCACGGGAGACUGGGAAUGUCGGGUGCGCACCAGCCGAGGCAACAACACUCGCACGGUGCACAUUGUUGUUUUAGAGAGCUCUGCCAAAUACUGUGUACCUGAAAGGGUGUCCAACAAUAAAGGAGAUUACAGAUGGCCUCGCACACUUGCAGGCAUCAUGGCGUACCUUCCCUGCGCACGACAAGUAACAGGCACAGGCAUCUACUCAGGCAGCUCAGCUGAAGACCGGCGUGCCAGGAGACGGUGUGACCGCAGUGGGCACUGGGCUGAAGAGGAUUAUUCUCGCUGCGAGUACAUGAAGGACACAACCCGCGUACUUCACAUCAUCAACCAGAUGGCCCUGAACCUGACAAAUGCAGUGCACACAGCACAGCAGCUUCUGGCUUACACAGUAGAAGCUCCUAACUUCUCGGACAAGGUGGACGUGAUCUUUGUGGCUGAGAUGAUUGAGAAGAUUGGGACGUUCGCUGAAAAAUAUAAAGAGUUAGGGGAUGUGAUGGUGGAUAUCUCUAGUAAUCUGAUGCAGACUGAUGAGCGAGUGUUAUGGAUGGCACAGAAGGAGGCGCGAGCUUGUUCACGCAUCGUUGAGAGUCUACAAAGGAUCGCAGUUCUCCGGCUGGCCAGCGGAUCAUACUACACUAACUCCCACAACAUUGCAGUGGAGGCGCAUGUGAUUAAAGCCAGCAGUUUUAACGGCAUGACCUGCACGCUGUUCCAGAAGGUGGCACCAGAGCGCACUUUGAUUCCCCACCUGGGAAAUUUAAACCCUGACAUUAACCUCGACCGGCAGCUUAGCUUCAAAUGUAAUGUGACCAGCAAUCUCUCUGCCCUGGCUCUAAAGAACACUAUAGUGGAGGCAUCAGUGCAGCUACCUCCAUCUCUCUUUUCCUCUUUGCUGAGCUCCGGUCAAGCUGAUGAUGGCAGUUAUAAGCUGCAGUUGCUGGCUUUCCGCAACGGCAAGCUUUUCCCCCCUACAGGCAACUCAACCAAGAGGAGAAGCGUUGUCACUCCUGUCAUCCUCACCAAGAUAGAGGGACUCUCUCUGCAGUCUCUGCGCAGUCGAGUGAAUGUGACCCUGCGGCGCUUUGUGCAUGGUUUGGACCCUGUGGCUGCACGCUGGGAUUUCACUGCUCAGGAGGGUCAGGGCAGCUGGCAGUCAGAGGGCUGCACCAUCCUACAGCAUGACGGCAACUUCACUACACUCUCGUGUGACUCACUUAGUAACUACGCCCUUCUGAUGGAUCUGACAAGGACGGAGCCCACAAUGCACAGCUUCAAGCCUCUUCACCCAGUCAUUUACAUCUCAGCCAUCAUGCUUAGUCUCUGUCUGCUGGCCAUCAUCUUCAGCUACAUUUAUCAUCACAAAUCUGUGUGUAUUAGUAAGAAGUGCUGGCACAUGCUGAUUAAUGUGUGCCUGCAUAUGCUCCUUACCUGUGCUGCAUUCGCUGGGGGCAUCAACCAGACUUCCUACGCCAGUGUGUGCCAAGCGGUGGGUAUAGUGCUGCAUUACUCUACACUGGCUACAGCCUUGUGGUCAGGCGUCACAGCUCGGAACAUCUACAAGCAGGUCACACGCAAGACCAAGCAUUACGAGGAGCUUGACGAACCUCCUCCUCCACCCAGACCCAUGCUGAGAUUCUACUUAAUAGGUGGAGGCAUUCCCAUCAUCGUUUGUGGCAUAACUGCAGCUGCUAACAUCAAAAACUAUGGAAGUCGGCCUGGUGCACCUUACUGCUGGAUGGCAUGGGAGCCUAGUUUGGGCGCAUUCUAUGGUCCAGUGGCCUUCAUCAUCUUUGUGGACUGCAUGUACUUCCUGAGUAUUCUUCUUCAGCUACGGCGUCACCCAGAACGACGCUUUGAGCUUAAGGAACAGCCAGAGGAGCAGCAAAGGCUCUCUGUGACUGAGAUUGCAGGCAGUACCUCUGCCCAUGCUGAAACAUCUGGACCAAUAUCAUUGUCAGCACUUGAGAAUGAGCACACAUUCUUAGCGCAGCUGGUUGGCGUGGCCGGAGCUUUGGCGCUGUACACACUGCUGUGGCUGUUUGGUGCGCUUGCUGUAUCUCAGGAGCAUCCACUGGAUCUGGCCUUCUCCUGCCUCUUUGGCGUGGCUGCUUUGGCCCUGGGAGCCUUCAUUGUUGGCCAUCACUGUGUUACACGCCAAGACAUGCGCCGCCACUGGGCACAGGCCUGCUGCCUUGGACAUCAGAGGUAUACCAUGCAGGUUGAUGCCCUCCUGGCACCGAUGACGGGGGCCUCUGGGGAUGGGUCAACCAAUACAGGAAAUGGUGAGGUAGCACGUUGCCAUACUACUGGAACCGAGUCAUCUUGUACCAAUAAGAGUGCACAAACUGUGCGCAACUCCACCCAAGGCUGCAAGCUGACCAAUCUGCAAGUAGAAGCAGCUCAGUGCAAAGCAGUUCCUGCACCGACCAAUGGCACUGCUAUAUUAGACAACAGUUUAACCGAGCACUCAUUGGAUAAUGAGAUCAAGAUGCAUGUUGCUCCUGUCGAAGUCCAGUAUCGUCCCAAUGUUACCAGCAAUGGCCACCCUGCAAUGGGGAGUGCCAAUGGCAACAUCAACGGACCCCCUGGGAGGCACCACAAGAACCGAGCACGGGCACAUCGUGCGAGCCGACUCACUGUUCUGCGGGAGUACGCCUACGACGUGCCCACCAGUGUGGAGGGCAGUGAGCAUAGUGCCCCCCAGAGACGCCACCACCACGAAAGCUUACAUGCCCGCAACAGCCGCCGUGCUGCGUACCUGGCAUACCGUGAACGCCAGCAGAGCCAACUCCAGCAGGACAGCAGCGAUGCUAGUGCCAGCCUGCCACGUCGCACACGCCAGUUCGACAGGGGUGCCAGCAAAGGCACAGGCACCGCUGUUGCCAAUGGCCUCGGGAACAGACGUCUCCGGAACAGUCUGGGAAGCGGCCUUGGUAGUGGGACAAUUAACAGCCAAAGCAACGGGGUUAGUAAUGGAUGUGUAGUAGGGGAGGAAGCUGAGACUGAAGUGUCAGGCUCAGUCAAAGACUGCCCAAAGCAGCCCCUCCCCGUUGAACUGGAAGUUCAGCCAAAGUCAUAUGGGCUGAACUUGGCAUCAGAGAACAGACUUGCUAAAAGCUCAGAGAGGCAACAGAACCUGUCACCUCUUAAUACAGACAGCUCAGCCACCAUUAAGACUGGUUUGUGGAAACAUGAAACUACAGUGUAGAAGAAUUUCCAACCUCAGUGACUGCUAUUUACACUUUUCUGUCUAACUGUGAACCUUUUUUUUUUUUUUUUUUAAAUUUUCGACAGUAUAUUUUAAGUGUUUUGAAGAAAAUGGAAUUUAUAAAUUAGUUGUUUUGAAGAAGUCACCUGUUAGUAUACCACUUGCUAAUUGUUAUAGACGAUCUAUAAAUGAUCUAUUUUUAUAUCAAUUAUUUCUUUUUCACAUGUGCGCAUGAUUUUGUAUGCUAAGGUGCACAAAAUGUGGGCAUGUAUAGGGUUGGUUCUUUUGUUCAAACCUUUUCUGGUAUAAUUAAGCAGUUGCAAAAUGCAUUUGUGAAAUUAAAAAAAAAAGGCUAA